AUGGAGUGCGAGUGGUGGAUCGGACAAGGAAGACCCAAGUUACCAACAACCUGGUUCUGGUUCAGCCACACCUCAACUAACGCACAACGUGCUCCAGCGGUAGAUGGGCUUAUUAAUGGCGGCUCAACAGAAUGGGGCCAGGAAAGCCUUGAAAACCCACCUGAAUUUCCUUUAAGCUCCAACUACCCUCUGACUGCUCCUGCAAAUUCUCAGCAAAGUCCUUCUACAAAUGGUAUUCCUGCUUAUCCAGCUGUUGAGUUUACUCGUGAAGCCGCCUUUAAGCCUGCACCAUCUUCCACAUCCAAUGUUGUAAAGUUUCCAAGCGUUGAGUCGUGGCAGCCUAAGCCAGCAAGCAGUGGUCCUAGUUUGGCUAACCAGAACAUCAACCUUGGCUCCCGUGAAAGUGGCUCAAGGAACAUCCCUCAUCUUGUUUUUGACGACGUCUUUCAAUAUCCAUCUGAGAAUAUUGAUACUUCCAAUACUGCAGGAGGGUAUGGUCAAGCUGCGGGCCAGGGGACUUCAACAGGAUCUGCUCCACCACCAAAAGGGCCCUCAUUCCCCAAGAACCCAGCAAAUGAAAGGGCCCAACAGGCAAAGCUAAAUUAUGGAAAGAUGCCAAAACCAGUUUCUAGCCCCAGAAAAGCAUUGGCUCCCCAGAGAGUGAGUGAACCAUUCGCUCAAAGCUAUAUAAGCCAGUCCAGAAACAGCUACCAGCGAGCAAAGUAUCGACAAUCCAACACCAGGUACUCUCCAAGGACCAAAUGGUAACCAACAUGGAUUUUUGAAUUGGAAGUUGCAGAAUGUGAUGUCCUC
This is a messenger RNA of Notothenia coriiceps (black rockcod), 813 nucleotides long. RefSeq lists its product as uncharacterized. The coding region runs from base 1 to 768 and encodes 255 amino acids. The transcript is spliced from 4 exons. The record is from RefSeq and is a predicted model, not a curated record. NCBI's taxonomy places the organism in Eukaryota, Metazoa, Chordata, Actinopteri, Perciformes, Nototheniidae.